AUGUCGGAGUCAGAGGAGAAUGGAGAGGGCCCCCCCAAGGACCUGCCCCCCUUCGCCCAGGCCAUGGGGCAGCCCCUGGGCUGGGGGGGCAGCGACGGCGCCGGGGGGGGGGCGGGCGGGGGGACCCCCCCGGGGCAGCGGCAGCGCCGCCCCCCCCACCCCAAGCACAAGGGGGCCCAGGGGGGCUCCGGGGGGGUCCAUCGCUCCCCCCGCGCCCUCUUCUGCCUCCGCCUCAACAACCCCGUCCGCAGGGCCGCCAUCAGCAUCGUCGAGUGGAAGCCCUUCGACAUCCUCAUCCUCGCCACCAUCUUCGCCAACUGCGUGGCCCUGGGCGUUUACAUCCCCUUCCCCGAGGACGACUCCAACGCCGCCAACCACAACCUGGAGCAGGUGGAGUACGUGUUCCUCAUCAUCUUCACGGUGGAGACGUUCCUGAAGAUCAUCGCCUACGGGCUGGUGCUGCACCCCAGCGCCUACAUCCGCAACGGCUGGAACCUGCUCGACUUCGUCAUCGUCAUCGUGGGGCUGUUCAGCGUGAUCCUGGAGCAGGUGUCCCACAAGCCGGGCGACGCCCACCACAUGAGCGGCAAACCCGGCGGCUUCGACGUCAAGGCCCUGCGCGCCUUCCGCGUCCUGCGGCCCCUGCGCCUCGUCUCCGGCGUCCCCAGCCUGCACAUCGUCCUCAACUCCAUCAUGAAGGCGAUGGUGCCGCUGCUGCACAUCGCGCUGCUCGUGCUCUUCGUCAUCAUCAUCUACGCCAUCAUCGGCCUCGAGCUCUUCAUCGGCCGCAUGCACAAGACCUGCUUCUUCAUCGGCUCCGACCUGGAGUCGGAGGAUGACCCGUCCCCGUGCGCGUUCUCGGGGCACGGGCGCGCCUGCCUGCAGAACAACACCGAGUGCCGCGGCCGCUGGGAGGGGCCCAACGGCGGCAUCACCAACUUCGACAACUUCUUCUUCGCCAUGCUCACCGUGUUCCAGUGCAUCACCAUGGAGGGCUGGACCGACGUGCUCUACUGGAUGCAGGACGCGAUGGGCCAUGAGCUGCCCUGGAUUUACUUCGUCAGCCUCGUCAUCUUCGGCUCCUUCUUCGUCCUCAACCUGGUGCUGGGGGUGCUCAGCGGGGAGUUCUCCAAGGAGCGGGAGAAGGCGAAGGCUCGCGGGGACUUCCAGAAGCUGCGGGAGAAGCAGCAGCUGGAGGAGGAUCUGCGGGGCUACAUGGACUGGAUCACCCAGGCCGAGGACCUGCAGGGCGACGACGACGAGGGGGAGCACGAGAAGCACCGCCUGACCGCCGAGGAGCUGAUGGGGAAGAGGAAACCGCGGCUCAAGUGGCUGCGGCACGCGAGUCACUCCACGGACACCCACGGUGGGAUGGGCUGGGACCCAAACCCAAAUACAGGGACCCCAAACCCCAAAUACAGGGACCCCAAACCCCUGAACUCAGGGACCCCCAACCCCUGA
Messenger RNA from Pipra filicauda (Wire-tailed manakin), 1461 nucleotides. Its product is annotated as voltage-dependent L-type calcium channel subunit alpha-1F-like. The record is from RefSeq and is a predicted model, not a curated record. NCBI's taxonomy places the organism in Eukaryota, Metazoa, Chordata, Aves, Passeriformes, Pipridae. Gene Ontology annotation, cellular component: voltage-gated calcium channel complex; membrane. The transcript has 10 exons. Gene Ontology annotation, biological process: calcium ion import across plasma membrane. The coding region runs from base 1 to 1461 and encodes 486 amino acids. Gene Ontology annotation, molecular function: high voltage-gated calcium channel activity.